AUGGAUGAUAUGUGGAGCAUAGAGGCGUGGGAGAAGAUGAAAUUUUUCUUUCCUGAUAACCAUAAUGGGAGUCGAAUAAUCGUAACAACUAGGCUGUCUGACUUGAGUUCUCAAUUGAACGAGUCUUGUAUAGUUGGCAUGAAAUUUCUAGAUGAGGCUAGUAGUUGGGAUUUAUUUCGUAUGACCGUGUUUGGGAAAGAAAGUUGUCCAAUUGAGUUGGAGAUGAUUGGAAAGAGUAUUGUAGCAAAUUGUAAAGGACUUCCUUUAUCAAUUGCUACAAUAGGAGGUCUAUUGGCAAAAUCUGAGCGCACAAAAAAAUGUUGGGAGCACAUAGAGCAAAAUUUGAAUUCAAUUGUUAUUAAUACUAACGAUGGAUUUUGCUUGAAAAUAUUGAGGAUGAGUUAUAUCUAUCUGCCGAACUAUUUAAAGCCAUGCUUUUUGUAUAUGGGUGUUUUUAAGGAAGAUUACCGUAUUCGUGUGUCGGUGCUUAAGAAGUUAUGGGUUUCUGAAGGAUUUUUAAAACCAAGGAGUGGAAAAUGUUUGGAAACACUUGCGCGAGAGUAUUUUAAGGAAUUGGUUGAUAGAAAUCUCGUUUUAGUUGAUGAAUUGGGGUCUACUGGAAAUGUUAAGUAUUGUAAAAUUCAUGAUUUGUUGAGAGAUUUGUGUUUGAAAGAAGCUGAAAUGGAAAGAUUUUACCAUGUCAUAGGAGAUGAUCCUCCGGCCAAUAUUAGCGAACGUCGAGUCGUUCUUAAAACUGCAGGGUUGUUAGGAUCUUUGUCACAAACUCGUUCUAUAAUAUGCAAGUGCAACGAAGCAUCUCUUAAAUUUCUACUGUCUCAGGAUCUUCGAUUGUUGAGGACAUUCAUAGCAUGUUUUUCUGAUAUUUAUUUCCUAGAAAAGGUGAUUGAAUUGGUGAACUCACGGUACCUUGCUAUCAGUGUUCAUCAUGAGUCCAGAUUCUCUAGUUCAAUUGAUCUCCUUUGGAAUCUGCAGACAUUGAUUAUUCGUUCAUCUUCUAUGAACGAUCUACAUGUACCACAUGAAAUUUGGAAACUGCAUCAACUUCGGCAUCUUGAAUUUCCGGGGGACGAAUUGUUUCUCCCAAAUCCUCCUAGUGACGAUGUUGACAUUGUCAUUAUGGAGAAUCUGCAGACACUCAAAAGAGUUAAGGGUUUGCGAUUGAAUGAGGAGGUGGUUAAAAGAAUUCCCAAUGUGAAGAAAUUGAAUUUAACAAACUAUUCGGUAAAGGGGAGAGAAAACUGCCUAAGCUAUCUUCAAUGCUUCAGUAAAUUGGAAAGCUUAAUCUGCAGCAUCCUUUAUCAAAGUGGUGACUUUUUGCCGAGGAUUAAUUUCCCCAACUCUAUCAAGAAGUUGAUUGUUGUAGACUAUUAUAUCACGGAGUUUGGCGCAAAGUUGGAAGACAUAUUGCCUAAAAUCGGUUCAUUGCCUCUUCUUGAGAAGCUCGUAUUAAAAUAUGGUGUCUUCCAAACAGGCAAGUGGGAAACAAUUGAAGGCCAGUUUCAGAAGCUCAAGUUUCUACGGUUGUUGUUUUGUAAAGGUCUAGUAAAUUGGAUUGUGUCAGACAGCUCCCACUUUCCACUUCUCCAGAGGCUUUGUCUCCAUAAUUUAUCCGAACUCGAGGAAAUCCCAUCUGAAGUUGGAGAAAUAACAACGCUGAAAUCGAUUUUGUUGUAUCGGUGCAGUGAAGCAGCUGUUGCGUCAGCGAAAAAGAUAGUAGAAGAACGUGAGGAUCUAUAUGGAGAGCAAUUAGACCUUUGUGUCGUGUAA
Salvia splendens (bonfire salvia) is the source of this 1788-nucleotide messenger RNA. Its product is annotated as putative late blight resistance protein homolog R1A-10. The transcript has a single exon. NCBI's taxonomy places the organism in Eukaryota, Viridiplantae, Streptophyta, Magnoliopsida, Lamiales, Lamiaceae. The record is from RefSeq and is a predicted model, not a curated record. Gene Ontology annotation, biological process: defense response to other organism. The coding region runs from base 1 to 1788 and encodes 595 amino acids. Gene Ontology annotation, molecular function: ADP binding.